This is a messenger RNA of Prinia subflava (tawny-flanked prinia), 5521 nucleotides long. It is a transcript of the gene TICAM1, whose product is annotated as TIR domain containing adaptor molecule 1. Gene Ontology annotation, molecular function: protein kinase binding. Lineage: Eukaryota; Metazoa; Chordata; Aves; Passeriformes; Cisticolidae. Gene Ontology annotation, biological process: positive regulation of cytokine production involved in inflammatory response; response to exogenous dsRNA; TRIF-dependent toll-like receptor signaling pathway. Bases 572 to 2611 code for a protein of 679 amino acids. The record is from RefSeq and is a predicted model, not a curated record. The transcript is spliced from 2 exons.
UUCCGCCCCGCUCCGCCCUCUGCGCGCAUCGCCCCGCGGCGCUUCCGCCUGUCCCGGGCACCGGCCGCAGGUCAUCGGCUGGAAGGGUUUUCCUCUACACCUCUUUUAUUCCAUCACAAGGAGCCUGCGAGACCCCUGGAGCCAGCUGCCUGAAGGAGACACGUGGAUUUCCCUAAAUAUAGCAUUAUUUCAUCAAUUAUUUUAAACCACUUGUAAUUAAUGUGAAAUGAACACAAAGAAUGUGCUCUUCGCUUCAUCACAGAGUUGGAAUAACGCACAGAGCACUGGCACAGCUGCAAGCACAGAACAGAUGGAAAAAUAUUUGGGAGGUGUGAGAGAGAGCCUGGCAGCUCCAGGAGAUCCCUCAGUGCCCACAUCUCCCCUCUGAACGCUGUCCUGUGUUCUCCUCACAGAUUCCCAGCACUGAGAGGCCCCAGCUCCCAGCACCAGAGGGUUUGUGUGGCACGAGGAGCACGGCCAGGGCACCCCGAGCCCCACAGGCAGACAAGGCUUUGCCAGAUGCUUUUCCAUCCCCUGCUCCAGUCCGUGGUCCGGGCCAGCAGCUGCUGAGAUGGCACAGAGCACUGAGCUGCAGCCCAGCUUCGAGGAUGUGUUCAAUAUUCUGUCCCAGGCCCCACCAGAGAAACUGCUCAGCCUCAAACUCAGACUGAAGCACUUGGUACUUGGGCCCUGCAGCAAGUUACUGCAAGCUAUGGUCCUGCUUACUCUGGGGCAAGAAACGGAGGCAAGAAUUUGUCUGGAUGCGUUGAGGGAUAACCAGGGGGCCCAGUACGUCCAGGAGAUCAAACUGGGCGCUGCAGGAGUGCGGGAGGACGGGGAGGAUCUGCAGCCUCCCCAGCUGGGCGCAGGUGCCAUGGCAGUGCUGGCACAGAUGUACACAGUGCUGGCACAGGAAAAGCUGUGCAGUCCUGAGGCCAGGGACAAAGCCUGCCAGGCUGCCACCAAAGCCUGCCACGCCAGCAAGGACACUCAGCGGGGGACACUCACCAACGUCCCUCCCAAGGAACAGGACAAACAGGGCUCUGCAGCCAGCGGGGGCUCAGGGGACAGGUUUUCCACGCUGAGAUCCCAUGAGGAUGCAGGAUUUCCCCACGCAGCCAGCUCGCACCACGGGGUGAGGAGUUCACCAGUGCAGAUCGGAGGCAGCUCAGACCUGUCAGGCCCACGGACCCUGUGCUCUGUGGGCAGCUCCUCCCUGUCCAGCUGUUUGGAGAUCAGUGCAUCACCAACAGUUGCUUUUCACACCCAGCCCUCUGUCCCCGAGUGUGUCCCGUGGCCCAGCCGUGCUGGACACCCCGAGGGGGACACCCAGAGCCCGCAGGAAUGCAGCUGGGCCAGCACACACAGCUCUCCCCCUGGGCAGGACACGGCUGCCCAAGGGCCCCAGCCACAGGAGGCUCUGCAGCUCGGUCCCUGUCACCCCACCCCUGUCCCCGUUCCCAAGACGCUGCUGCCCUCAGAGCCUGCCCAAAGCAGUGACGUGUCCAGCACAGUGACAGAGCCUCACACAGCAGGAGAAAAGCAGGAUGAAGAGCAAUUAUCCACUGGUGUCCCUGAGCCAAGGGCUGCAGUGGAUACUGCUCCUGCCCACACGCCCAUAGCUGAGUCCUACACUCCAGAAGCCAUUCCCUGUAACUCUGCUCCUGCUGCUAUUUCAACCUGUUCCCUUCCUCCUCCUUCUUAUUCCUUCUCCUCAACUCUUCCUCCUCUCCAGGAAUCUCACUCCAGCCUAUUCUAUCCCCCUCCCCUGCGCUCAUCUCCCUCUCCAGCCUGGCCUCCUGCUGUCCCAGCCGUGGAUCCAUCAGAGCCAGACGGUGCCAAGUUCUUCACGUUUGUUGUCCUGCAUGCCAGUGAAGAUGAGAUUGUGGCCCAGCGGGUCAAGACCCUGCUGGAGGGCAUGGGGGUGUCCAACGGUGCCACGCUCAGCGAGGAUUUCUUCAUCGCCGGACGCAGCCACAUGACUUGCUUCCAGGAUGCCAUGGAAAACUCUGCCUUCACCAUCCUCCUGCUGACCAAGAACUUCCCGUGCAACCUGUGCCUGUUCCAGACAGACACUGCUCUGAUGCAGUCCAUCCUGCACCCCUCCAAGCAAGACUCAGUCAUCCCCUUUCUGCCCAAGGCCAACGCCCUGGAGCGCAGCCAGAUCCCCACGAUGCUCAGUGUGCUCGUCACCCUGAACGAGAGCUCUCCUCUCUUCUCCAGGAAUGUGCACAAGACUUUUAGCCCCAAGAGGAUCAUGGAGAAGAAAGCCCUGUGGGACCAGAAGCAGAGAAGGAAGCUCCAGGCGUGCUGGGAAUGGCAGCAAGCCCAGCAGAAGUUGGCUGCCCUGGGCCUGGGCUCCCCUCCCCGGGUGCCCCCAGCAGAGGCCUCAGCGCAGCACUGGCGUCCCCCUGCCCCGAUGGAGCCCCCGCCUGCCCAGAGGGGACCCCCCCCUGCCCAAGCACAGCUCCCCCCCGGCCAGGGGGGGCCCCCAGCCCUCAUCAUCCAACACGCCAGCAUGGUUCAGAUCGGGAACCACAACGUGAUGCAGGCGGGAACUGCCCCAGCAGGGCCCAGGGACAGCCAGGGGCAAACCAGGCACGGGCUCUGACCCGGGCAGCCAGGCUUAGAGACAAAACUAAUUUCAAAUUCUGGAUUACAGUGAUUCUGCUGGGACUAGGACUAUUAUUCUAUGCAUCAAGAGUGCCAUUUUCCUCAAGCACAAAUGAAAAUUCUUCAUUUUUUCUGGGAUAAAAGAUGUGGUGAUCUCUUGGAACUGUUCUUCCUUGUGCUUAUUUUCGAGUAACUGAGAAAAUUAUUUUUCUGAUUGUCUGGAGAUACUUGAAGAUUUUAUAAAUAAAUUUUAAUGUAUUUAUUUGUGUUCUUCUGGUUCUUUCCUGUAGAAUUAGAAAAGGGAUAGUCAGGGAUAUAUGGAAAACUAUUCUGCAUGUUGGCUGGAGGGGCUGGGACAUGGCACUGACCACAUGAUUUGAGGGACAAUCUGCAAGGGAUGCUUUGGGAAGCUGCCUUUAAGGAAAAAGUGGAAUGAAAAACCACAAGCAGUAAGCAGAGUAGUGCAGAAGGGUGGAGAAAUCCAGGAACGGGGAGUGGGAGGGGUAAUUCUGCAGGAUCGGAGCAAGGGAUGUACCAGGCUGAGCUUUAACACCAGGAGGGCACCGGAGCAAAGCCCUGGCUCCUCCCACGCUGCAGGCACAGCCGUUUUCCUGAUCGUCAGCAGAGGUCACCAAAAGCCACCGAGAGAGGACCCGGGGCUGUUCCCUCGGGAGCAGAGCCCAGAGCCGGCUCCGCCCGGAGCAGGGCACAGCUCGGAGCCGCUCCCGGCCAGCGGGGAGGCCGAGGGGCCCUGGAUCCGCACAGGGAGGUGACCCCGGUGCAGCUCCUCCUGCAGCUCCUCCUGCAGCUCCUCCUGCAGCUCCUCCUGCAGCUCCUCCUGCAGCUCCUCCUGCAGCUCCUCCUGCAGCUCCUCCUGCAGCUCCUCCUGCAGCUCUGUGUGUGCUCCUGUGCGUGCUCCCGACGCUCCUGGGCCUCCCCAGCAGUUCCAGGAGGAUCUGAGCCCAUCCCGGCCCUGGGCCUGCCCGAGCUGGGCUCACUCCGGGCUGCAGCCUUUGUCCAAGAGCCCUCCGAGCCCACCCUGAGUGAGACAGAGCUACUGAAUCCUGGCAGGAGACUCUGGGCUGCCCCCAACUCGGCUUCCAGCUCUCAGAGACCAUUUUAACUCUGCCGGACCCAGUGACAAUGGAGUCACUCAUCUCCUCCUUCCAGAGCCUGCUGGCAUCCUCCAGGUGCAGGAAUUCACUGAAUUUUCCAGGUUUCUCCCCUCCAUGGCACCAUGAAGAGGUGUUGUGUUUCUGCAGUUCCUGCUCCCUGCAGCUGGGGCGGGACAUUCCUCCCCUGGGAGCACUCACAGAUCCCUCCUUUCCCAGCUCCUCCCCUGCUAUAAAUAAUCACGCAAAAUCAGGCAACUGGAAGCUACUCCAGCUUGUAAACAACCUCAGCACAGCCACAUCCAGCGUGCCUGGAUCACACAAAGGGGAAGCAGAGCUGUGCCUGGGGUACAGGAGGGACUGCAGCCACCACAGAGGAGGAAAAACUCCUCUCUGUCCAAGAAUUAACAAAAUAAUCACUGAAACAUUGCCUGCUCCUCACAACUCUGUGUUUUGCCCACAUGGGGCUGGCCCUACAGUCAAUCAGGCCUGUUCAGUGUAAUUACCCCUAAAUCACGCAGUGAUUCCUCCCACCCUGUAAUUACUAUCAACAUUUAAUUGCUGGGCCCUCUAUGUAAUUACAGAUUAUUUGUGUUUAAAAAAAGUGCAGCCAUUUCCAUCACACCGAAUAUUCUCCUCCUUGUGGCUGUUGCACCUGACUGGAUCCCCAGCUCCCUGAGCAGCCCCAGAGCUGCUCCUGCCUGCAGGAAUCCCCUCCAGAGUUCCUCUUUUCCAAGAGAAAUGUUUGCCACUGCAGCACAGAUCGGUUUUUCACAGGGGUGACCAUGAACUGAACCAAUCCUGCCUGUUACCUGCAAAUACCCCAGAAUUCCAUACCCACAGUCCCAUCCCUGGGAAACAAACUGAAAAUAGAGGAAAACACCUGAAUACAGAGGGUUAGCAGGAAGAAGUCCAAGGCACUUGCAUUCUAGCAGCCAUUUUUUGUUUUAUUAUUUAAAGUUAAGAGCGCUCAUCAGCUCACAAAGGAACAAAUCCCAUUCCUGCAGUUUAGUUCAGGUUUCAGCCGAAAGGAAAAAAAAAAUAGAAGGCAGCUAAACUAACUCUGCACUUUACAGCUCAAUUCAAGUUAAACCUCCUUGCUUUAUAAAUAAAUGUUAUAGGUAACACUGCAAAAUGUACUGGCAGAUCUACAAUACCUCGAGGGGGCAGAAAGCGUGGUUAUUGAGGCUGAUAAAUACAAGUAGAGAAGCUUGGGUAGCACAGAGAGCGAGGGUGGGGCCAGGGGUCUGCUCUCCCGGUGGGACCUUUCCCAGAGCUCCAGGCAGCUGCUGCCCCCCUCAGCUGUGCUCCCCACCCUGCUGGGGCCAGGGAAGGGGCCACGGGCUGCCCAUCGCCCCCUGCACAAGGACAAACCGCUGGAAACUUUGUUUUCCACCACAGAGGGUUCUGCUCACGGAGGCAAAAACCUGCCCUGAGACUACAGAGUUAAAAACAAGGUGGGUGCAGAUGCUCAUCAAAGGAAGGAGCUUGCCCGAACUGCAGCCAGGUGAGAUUUCAAAUUCCACCUUGGAAGUAGCACCAUCCUCAGUGAAGUUACAAAAAAAAAAAAAAAAAAAGAAAAAAAAAGAAAGCCCAAACCAGCUGCUAAGAACGGACUGCACGAGGUUUCAGAAUGGGGCAAUAACAGAGCCCAAGCAGGUGAUAACCUCAGAAGGACAAGGAGGCACCUUAAACUUUCAUUUCUUGCUUCUUCCUUCAGCCCACCCUGGUGCAAACCCACCACAGACACUCACUUGCUUUCAUAACCCCUCCAAGCACCUCCACAGUGCAGGUAC